This is a messenger RNA of Doryrhamphus excisus (bluestripe pipefish), 1488 nucleotides long. The record is from RefSeq and is a predicted model, not a curated record. NCBI's taxonomy places the organism in Eukaryota, Metazoa, Chordata, Actinopteri, Syngnathiformes, Syngnathidae.
AUUAUAACAUGCAUUAUUAUCAUAUACUCUAAACAUGUUUGGUCUUUUACAUUGAAUGACGACACUAACUCAGGCUGAAACUAUGAGCCAGUAGGAUUUGCUUGGGGGAGGUACCAUGGGUUGGACCAAGACACUUGAACACAUAAAUCAGAUGUACAACAGAGACUGUUUGUCUCUUCUUCUUCUUGAUGAUGGAGAAGGAGGACCGAUUAGAGUUCUGCUUUCCACAACUCAUCAACAUCUCCUGCAGGAAGCCCACGUCUCAUUGGUCUGAUGGUGUUUUGCUAAAUGUUGUCCUGGGCAUCAUCUGUAUCUUCACCGUGGUUCUCAACUUGCUGGUCAUCAUCUCAAUCUCCCACUUCAGGCAGCUCCACACUCCCACCAACCUCCUCCUCCUCUCUCUCGCUGUCUCUGACUUUCUGGUGGGCCUCCUGGUAUGGCCUGGUGGGAUCUACAUGAGAACAUCCUGCUGGACUCUUGGUGAUGUUUUUUGUUCUCUGUGGUUCUACAUCACCGUCUCACUGACGUCUGUCUCAGUAGGAAACAUGGUGCUGAUAUCAGCUGACCGUUAUGUGGCUAUUUGUGAUCCUCUGCAUUAUAACACCAAAGUCACUGUGAAAAGGGUUCAGCUUUGUGUUUGUCUCUGUUGGUUCUUUUCUCUCCUCCUGUGUAGCAUCAUCUUGAAAGAUGGUCUGACUCAUCCUGGAAAGGCUAAUUCCUGCUAUGGAGAGUGUGUUAUUGGCAUUGACUUUGAAGGUGCGAUUGUUGACCUUGUAAUGAUCUUCAUUCUUCCGUUCAGCAUCAUCGUUACUCUGUACACGAGAGUGUUUGUGGUUGCUGUGUCUCAGGCCCGAGCCAUGCGUUCUCAUGUUACAUCAGUCAAACUACAACAUCCAGUCUCUGUCAGAGCAAAAACAUCAGAGUUGAAGGCAGCCAGGACUCUUGGUGUCCUGGUCCUUGUCUUUAUCGUGUGUCUCUGUCCAUUUUACAGCGUUUCUCUCGCAGAAGAGCUGUUAGACUGGUUGUCACUCUGCACAUACUGCAGCCUGGCUCCUGGGGGGACAACAUACUGUAAAGAAAAGACGGGCUUUCUUUCUCUGUGCAAUAUAAAACAAAAUGUAAACACAUCUUGUUAUAUCUUUCAUCUGAGUAUUAAUGCUGAUUGUACUUGACAGUUAUUUGCUUAAUUGUUACUAACUGAAAGUAAGCCUGUUCGAUUUGAUUUAAAAAUUGGAAACCGGAGUACCCGGAGAAAACCCACGCAUGCACGGGGAGAACAUGCAAACUCCACACAGAGAUGGCCGAGGGUGGAACUGAACUCCGGUCUCCUAGCUGUGAUGCCUGCGUGCUAACCACUCGUCCACUGUGCAGCCCUGAAACGAAUGAUUUUAUCUUAAAAAUGUUUUCCCAAUAACAUGAGCGGUACAUGGUAUUUAUUUUUGACCCCGUCCCUGAAAACUGAGUAUUGUCUACACUUGUCAUCUGUAA